CAACAACAUCAGCAGCAGCAACAUCAGCAGCAGCAACUAAUAGCAGAUGAAAAUCAAAGGUUAAUCCAUAGCCACCCACGCUGCUGCUAUUCUCUGCUAAUGUUGCUAAUUGUUGGCCAAGCAGUUUACGCGUCGGCCGGCAGUGAGGUAAUCACCAAUCGCUCCAAGCCAACCGAUGAAUCGCUGGCAAUUCCGCCGACUCAAGCCGGCACGCCUCCGGCAUUUACCCGCCCCUUUCGCGAGGAGGACAUGGCCGAGGGUGAGCUGAGCCCGGAGGAGAGCUGGCGGGAUGCAGUGACCAUCUCCAGGCCACCGAGAGCGGGCAGAAGCGAACGGCAGGCGGCGGAGGAGGAUCAAGUGGAUCGCUGCCGGCUCUUUGUCGAGGGGGAUCCCACUAAAAAUGAGCUAUACAGCCCCGAGUAUCCCAAUCUCUAUCCGAAGAAUAUUAACUGCACGCGGGUAAUAACAGCGCCAAAGGGACAAAUCAUCCGACUGGACUUUCGCAACUCGUUCAAUAUUGAGGCCAAGGAGGAGUGCAAAUUUGAUUUUCUAGAAAUCCGAGAUGGUCAGUAUGGUUUCUCCACGUUAAUUGGUAAAUUCUGCGGCACCGAUUUCCCACCGGAGAUCACCUCAAAGGAACGCUACCUGUGGCUGCACUUUCACUCGGACGAGACCAUUGAAUACACGGGUUUUAGUGCAGUUUACGAGUAUUUGGACAGAAAUCGAGAGGCACCCAGCACUGAUUUGAAUUGCACCAUUGAAAAAGAUGGCUAUGAGGGGUUCAUAAACUCCACAGAUGUGCCGGCAGAUAUCCGCGAGCAGGUCAUACGCAAUAAGAUCGCUCUGGACUGCAUCUGGCGGAUACAGGUCAGGGAAAACUGGAAGAUUUACCUCAAGUUCCUGGACUUCAAGCUGAGCAAACCGAAUGACUGUGAAACGAAUUUCCUGGACAUUUUCCCGGAGCGAACUGUGAUGCCAUUGAGGGUGAAGAACUUUUGCGGUUCGGCGGGUGAGAGUAUCGCGGCAGAGUCAAAUAUCCUACAUUUGCGCUUCUACGCAGAUCAAAUUGCGAUUAACUCGACAUUCGGCAUUCUGUACACGGCGUUCCGGGACCGAGGAGCUGCCUGCACCGAGGACGAGUACGAUUGCGAGGACGCGACCUGCAUAUCAAAGGAUUUGAAAUGUAAUAACCUAGACAAUUGUAAAUUUCGCUGGGACGAGGAGGGAUGUACGAGCGAAACAACUGGCCAAUCGGAGCAUGUGGUCAUCAUUGUGAUUGUCUUUGGACUGAUUCUCGGCGGAAUGGUCAUUACCUUUAUUGUCAACUGCAUUCGGAAGAUAAUACGUGAUCAGAAGAUAAUACGCGAACACAUCCGGGAGUCCAAGGAGAGCAAGCUGGACGAGAUGGGUCGCAACUCCAAAGGUCGUUCGCGGGAGAAUAUAUCCAGGCAAAAGCACUCUCAGACUUCGCUGCAAAUCCUGGAUGAUGUCUCCAACAGAUACUACCGCGAGGCUGUGCCUUUGUCAACGCAAUCAAGCAAGGCUGACUUCAAGGAAAAGGAGCACAGCAUCCUGCGCCGCCAUGCGGACAUGACCCAGACAAGUCUGGGCGGUGGCGGUGAUGAUGGGGAAUCCAGUUCCACAACCACAGCCACCCACGAGAUGAUGACAAAGGCAACCAUGGCGGCGGCACCAAUUAAUGCCUGCGACAUGGGCUGUCAGACGAGGGAAUCGCUGUUUGUCAACAGUCCUGGAAUUGGACCAUCGACGGGCCCGGUUGUUAAUAUUGGCUUUGGUAUGGGAGUAACUCCAACGGCCUCGUCCUCUGCUCCCGGAGGCGGUGUUGCCUCGCUAAUGAGACAAAAGUCCAGCUCCUCCUGUGGCUCAGGGGGCGGGGCCAUGAUGAUGCCACCGCCACCGCCGCGAUUCUUCUCCACGUUUGGCUAUGAGCCAUCGGGAUCGCCGUCAGCAGCUGGGACGCUGACAAGGCGCAGCAUGCAGCAGCAGCAGCAGCAGCAGCAGCAACAGCAGCAGCAACAGCAACAGCAGCCACAUCAUUUGCAACAGCAGCAACAUCACCAGCAGUUGCCGCGCCAGGAGUCCAUGGAGCUGGAGGAGCGACAUAGCCUCCGUUCGCACUAUGGCGGAUUGCUGGCGACUCCAACGGCCAAGCCGCCGCAGGAGAUCUGUCAUCACCACCACCAGCAUCAGCAGCAUGCACAGCAGCAGCAGCAGCAACAUCAGCAGCAACAGCAGCAGCAGCAGCAGCAGCAACGUCUGCAUCAUGCUCAUCCUGCCCAUCCGCAUCCUCCGAGUAUUGCUGCUCGAUUGCCGGCCAUGAAGGGACAUGGCCUGGGAGUCGGAGGACCUGGCCAGACAACGAUCCUGCCGGGAGGCAAUAACAAGCAGCAGCAGCAAAAGAACGAGGAGUCCAAAGUGUUCAUUGACAUACGAAAUUCGGCGCCAGAUGUGAUUAUCAUGACGUCCCAUUGACAUUUAAGGAUUGCCCGUCAAUCAGGAACGACAUCAGUAAGCAGCAGCAGCCGGAGCAGCAGCAGCAGCAGCAGUAAUCACUUGCAACAAGGCUGCAACAGCACCAAUACUUGGAGCAGCAACACAAGGAAUUUAAGCGAAAACAGCGGCAACAAGAGUCACAUGAAAGUGUAUAACAGCAAUUGUUUGAGCAAUAGCAAUAGCACCUACAACGGCAACAAAAGUGGCAUUAAUGUGCACAACAUCAGUAGCAGCAGCAGCAGCAACAACAGGAGCAACA
Molecule: messenger RNA, 2773 nt
Organism: Drosophila serrata
Lineage: Eukaryota; Metazoa; Arthropoda; Insecta; Diptera; Drosophilidae
Gene: Neto
Product: Neuropilin and tolloid-like
Molecular function (GO): protein binding
Source: RefSeq, a predicted model, not a curated record